UCAGCUAAACGCGUUUGUAUAGACAUAAGUUGGGCAUGUAUCGACCUGGAACAACACAUGAACAACAAUAGAACAAUGGUGACCAGUCACAAAGUGUCAAAAUGUAGCCAAUCAGAGAUGGCCUUGCGUCUCCUGGAACGCUUGCAACUCUGAUGUCAUCAUUUAUCCUCUAUUCAUCUAUACUGUGUUCAGAAACCGCCAGACCUUGACACUCUGCAAUAAAGGAUAAUAUAAAACAGGUUGUGGAAAAGCGUCGAGCUGUUUUCAAGCCGAGUGUGCCAACCAUACGCUUUGAGUUUACAAUGAGCGAGGAACAUUCACCCGAUGGCACCGGAGAAGAAAAAGUUGACGCUCAAGCCGUCUUUGAAAAGAUUUCGGACAAGAAUGAAGAAGAUACAUGCAUAUACGCCCGUUACUCCGAGACAAGUGAACAGUAUGAUAUGACUGUGGUUGUUCAUAACUAUAAUGGCCCAAGGGAGACGGCUGCCAUUGCUGCUGAAUGCUUCACAACAAACAGAGACAAUGUGUAUAUCUUGGAUGUAGCUGCUGGCACUGGUCUUUGUGCUGUCGAGCUUCGCAAACAUGGGUUCCUGAAGAUGGAUGCCAUGGAUGCAAGUCCCGGUAUGCUGGACAGAGCAAAAGAGAAGGGGUUGUAUGACCGUUACACUGUUGGCAUUUUAGGAGAAAACACGCUUGAUACUUUAACAGAUACGUACGACGCUAUUGUGAUGUGUGGAUUCAGCAUCGAAAUAAUGCAAAGAUUACCUAUCAUAGCUUUUGAAGAACUGAUCAGGAUUGUCAAAAAAGGUGGCUACAUCAUCAACACCGGUUGGGCCACUAUGUUUUCUGAUGACGAUGCAAAAUCAGAAGAUCUGAGAAGAAAAUUUAAAAUAUUGGAAGAACAGGGCAAAUGGAAGCUUGUACAACUGAAACGUUUUCAUAAUUAUUUCAAAGGAUAUGAUGGCACUGUUAGUGUUCAUAUGAUCUGCACCUGAUCUAUUGCACCAUAUUUCAAAGAUUAAGUGUUGUUUGUAGUUCUGACUACGUUUUUGCCUUUCUUAAAUCCUAAGAAUACAAACUUUUUCUUGGCAAUUGAUAAUUAAGGGAGUCCUCCCAGUGAAAAGCAUAGACAUUCUUUAAAACGAAUGAAGAGUACAACAGCAUGGUGGUCAGAUGUUUCCUGUCAAGUCAGCAUAACCUGUACAUUGAUAGACGCUGAAAUUCAGCCUCUUGUCCACACUGAGGAUAACGUCGGGGACCCUAUUCGUCAUAUAUAUGUAAUUGGUUAAUAUAAAAAUUGCAAGUUAUUACGUGAUAUUUUAUUGGCUAACCAGGCAUUUGAUUUGCUUUUAUGUUUCCAUGAACCGAAAAUUAUUCCACGGCUACUUACGGAUUGCUGUUUCCAGAACGGCUGAUAAUAUAUAGAAUAGGGUGGGGGUUGUAUUGCACCACUGUUUUGAAUAAUGUCACUGGUUUUGUAUUGUUGUCUAUUGUUUCGUAUUGUUUUAUAUUAUUGUGUUAAUAAUUAAAUAAGAAGUAUUCGUGAGAGAAUAUAGAAGAUUGAUAUUUCCACUUUUUUGCCUUGUUUCACAAAUUUGCAGUUGUAGCUCACGUGAAAUACAGAUAUGUCACUCCUUUGAUUUAAAUCCUUUCACCUUG
Molecule: messenger RNA, 1659 nt
Organism: Haliotis rufescens (red abalone)
Lineage: Eukaryota; Metazoa; Mollusca; Gastropoda; Lepetellida; Haliotidae
Product: methyltransferase-like protein 27
Exons: 7
Coding region: 303-995 (230 amino acids)
Source: RefSeq, a predicted model, not a curated record